AUGACGUCAUUCACGGGCUCGGUAGACGUUCGACUGGCACGUAAUGACGACUUGCAAGCCAUCAAAUUACUCUGCGGGGAGUGCUUUCCCGUCAAGUACUUCCGUUUUUCCACUAAUUCCCCUUUUGCUCCGCCUAGAUACCCCGAGCCGUGGUUCGUGGAGCUGGUGACAAACACAAACUACCUUACCAUACUGGCUACCCACCAGGACAUGGUAAUUGGAAUGAUUGUUGUGGAGUAUAGGACCCUGAAUAACUGCAAAGUCUCUGUAAGCAUCGCAUACACCUGUGUCCUCUAA
Dibothriocephalus latus is the source of this 297-nucleotide messenger RNA. NCBI's taxonomy places the organism in Eukaryota, Metazoa, Platyhelminthes, Cestoda, Diphyllobothriidea, Diphyllobothriidae. The record is from the annotation of a GenBank genome assembly.